This is a messenger RNA of Striga asiatica, 822 nucleotides long. NCBI's taxonomy places the organism in Eukaryota, Viridiplantae, Streptophyta, Magnoliopsida, Lamiales, Orobanchaceae. The record is from the annotation of a GenBank genome assembly.
AUGAUACUCUUAUCACAAAAAUUAAGCCGUCCCUCCAAUAAAAAACAGCCCCAUCAUACCCUAUCGUCUUCCCUCCACGAUUUCCGGUCGAGAAUUUCCGAUUUCAUCUCCCAGGCCCGAUUUGGGCCCAAUCGGGCUGGGCUUGAGAAAUGUUUCGACCUGAUAAACACGGCCAACUCGGCUUUCGCAAUUAUGGCGGCCCAAAUAGACCACCCGAUGAGCAAAUGGGGCGAAAAUCUCACCGAACGAUACCUUAGCUACACGCUGACCCUGCUCGGCCUCCUCAACUCGGUCAGCUCAUCCCUUUCCCAUCUAAACCGGGUCAAGAUGUCGAACGCGUGCGGUUGCCUGAAGAAAAUCCAGAAAGAAGAAUUUGACCCGAGUUUCAAACCCGAGAGUGCGAUGAGUAGGGAAGAAAAUCCCGGUUCUUACAAGGACCGUCUUCUCCUUGAUGGUUUGUCGGUUUUGGAGAAGAUGGGGCUUCUGGCAAUGGGUUUUGUGUUGUCCGGUUUGUGCAGCGAUGGUAAGGCUUACAUGGAGAUGAGAAGUUGUGUUGGUGGAUUUGAAGACUCGUUGACAAAAGAGUUGGAUUCGAGAUUGUGUAAGGAGGUGAUGGGGAGAUUGGAUGAGGUGAAGGAGGUCAAUGUUGCGGUGGACCGCCUUUCGGAGGUCAAGUGUAUUGAUGGUGUAGAAGAGUUGAAGCUGAGAUUGGAGGUGCUCGAUUGUUUGAUUCAGGGGAUAGAAAAGCAAGCCAAUGCUCUGUUUUCUCAUGUUUUAGGUGUAAGAAAUAAGUUGAUAGACAACAUUAGGUUGACAGGGUAG